AGCAUCACAAGCAUUUUAUUUUCUUUGUUUGUACAGUUAACUGAGCUCUUAUGUCUAUCAUAAAGGCAUAAAACUUUCACAUUUUCACAUGACAUGAGAUAGGAUUUAUCAUCAAAGUAAUCAUCUGCACAUGCAUAUAAACUCAGACAAACCUCUAACUUGCUUGAGUUUGAUAAUCCAGUCCAGUCAUCUAGUUUGCUUUACUUCUUCUCAUCAGUGUAAUGUUAUAUCUAUAAGGUAAAGCAGUAAGAAAAAAGUUGUUAGGCUUUCGUAUCUCAAGUAAGUUUAGGACUAAUUAAACACAAGGCACUUGAAUGACAAACUACAAAUUGUUUUUUGUUUUGCAGACGGACAAAUCUGAGAGAUCAGGGAAAUCUUCUAGUCUUCGGGAAGCUCUAGAGAAGGAGAGGAGGGCCAAGGCUGCUCUUGAAGAGGCAUUGAAGAAAGAAAAAAGAGAUAAAGCUUCUCUUCGAGAGGCCUUGAAGAGGGAAGAAAGGAAAAAGAAAAAAGCUCUGGAGCAGGAGCAAAAAGAAAAAGAAACUCUUGCAAAGACUCUGAAAAAGGCGCAAGCUGAGAAAGACAGCCUACGAGUUGAAGCAGAACUCAUGAGGACACGAGUGGCUGAUCUUAAGAAGUCACAAAAGGAGCUGCAGCGCAGAAAAGCACAACUGAAGGACACAAUCACUAAAAUGUCAGCUGAGCUUAAUGAGGACAAGAUGGUGAUUGAGAAGCUCAAGAGUGAUGUGGAGGCGACCUCUAGUGAGCUCCUAAAUGAAAUAGCAGAACGCGAGAAGGUGAACUGUGCCGAAAUCAAGGCACUAAAGGAAAGCCUCAGUGAGCAGCAGGUGGAAAUUCUCGAGAAAGACUAUAAAAUUGAGUCCCUGCACAUCAAUAUUCAGAAUCUUCAAAGCAAUAUUGAAGACAAGGACAACACUGUUUCCUCACUGCAGGAGAAAGUUGACCAGUGGGCCUCAGACCUCAAAGAAGAGAGAAGAAAAAACAGUAUACUCCAGAGGGACUAUGAGGCCGCUGUCUCCCAGCAACAGAAGGAAGCAGAAAAACUGGACAGUUUGACUCAGGAAAACCAACAACUGGAUUCUCGGAACAAGAGGCUGCAAGAUGAACUUGACGCUGCCAUAAAACAGAGGGAGUUUGACAAAAAAGAACUUCAGGAAAACAGAGAAGCUCGCAGCAGACUCGAGGAUGCCGUUAAGAAGGAGAAGGCUCAGUUCUCAAGAGCGUAUAAAAAGAUACAGACGCAAAAGAAAGAGCUCUUAGAGAAGACUCUGGCUUUAGAGAAGAGUCUGACCACUGAAAAAAAUUUAAAGGCUUUCCUCAAACAGGAGAGGAUGUGCUUUGAGCAGGUGGUUUCACAAAAUCAGGCUGCUACGGAUGCUCCAACAAUUCCCAGUAACCAGCUGAGGGAAGUAUCUGUGUUAACAGAUCGUCUGAUGUACGACACACAGACAUUAAGGAUGGAGAAUGCAGAUCUCAGAGCUAAAUUCAAGUCUAUUGAGACAGACUAUGACAGAAUCAAAUCUGAGUACUGCUCUCUCUCAGAGGGCAAUGAAGAGAUGCUGUCAAUGAAAAACAAAAUUAUCUCUGAGAAUGAGCAUACCAUUGCUAAGCUCCAGUCCAAGGUGGAUGAACUACAAGCACAACACUCAGACAGCAAGACAAGAAAGGAAGAACUUGAAGAGACCUUAAAAUAUGAAAAGACCAGAAACUCUGAGUUGCAGGAGAGAGUUGAUCAAAUUUCCUGUGCUUUUAAAAAAGAAAGGGAGACGUGUGAGCAGCACCAUGUCAAGCUCAUGGAAGCUUUGUCCAAACAACUAGAAACUCUGGAGGAAAAGAAGAAACUCGCCAUGGCUCUCCAGAAAGCGGAGGAGAACUACUCCAGGCUGCAGGGACAACAGCUGACAGAGUCCAAAUCUCAACUCAGACACAUCAAUGACACUGAGCUCAGGCUUAACCAGCAGAAAGGUGCCCUGGAUGAGAGCUUGAAGGCUCUAUACCAGCUGCAACAGGAACACAUCGAUUUAGGGAGGAGGCACAGAGACAUUAAUUCUGACUAUUGUGCACUGCUUAAAACUCACAGUGCUCUCAAAAUCAGCUAUGAGAGGCUGUGCUAUGCACAAGGCAAAUCCCGGCCAGAAUUCGCUCCACUUCAAUUCACGAUAACUUGCCCCUGAACAUACUCCAUGAACUUUCAAAACUGACUCUAUUCUUCACUUCAUCUUUAAUUUUGUCAUUAUAUUGAUCAUUUAAUUAAACUUAUGAGCUAUUAAACCGUUAUUUUAAUGACCAGUAGUAUAGGCAAUGGCGCCGGGGGGGCCGCAGCCACCCUGAUAAAUUUGAUGCUGCCCCCCAACCUACCAUCCCCCCCACCCCACCACCACCACCACACUCCACUACCAAGUCGUACUUUCCGAAACACAAGAGUGGAAAAUAUAUGUUCCGUGAACUUUGGCGGCUGGCAUGACCUAACUUAUGCAGUUUUUAAGUGCCUAAUUUGAUUACCUAGCUUAAGUUAGCUGGUGCUACAUGUUAUUUAACUUGAUGUUUGACACAAUCUAUACAACAUUCAUAUCGGUAGUGGUAUAUAAGUUAUGUCAAUUUGCAAACAAUGAAGAGAAAGUCAGACAUCUCUACUUACUUUAAGAAGAAAAUGGCAAGUG
Scatophagus argus is the source of this 2678-nucleotide messenger RNA. Its product is annotated as myosin-2 heavy chain-like. The record is from RefSeq and is a predicted model, not a curated record. Bases 315 to 2192 code for a protein of 625 amino acids. NCBI's taxonomy places the organism in Eukaryota, Metazoa, Chordata, Actinopteri, Scatophagidae. The transcript has a single exon.